Molecule: messenger RNA, 1411 nt
Organism: Hibiscus syriacus
Lineage: Eukaryota; Viridiplantae; Streptophyta; Magnoliopsida; Malvales; Malvaceae
Product: AT-hook motif nuclear-localized protein 20-like
Exons: 4
Coding region: 505-1320 (271 amino acids)
Cellular component (GO): nucleus
Molecular function (GO): DNA-binding transcription factor activity; minor groove of adenine-thymine-rich DNA binding
Source: RefSeq, a predicted model, not a curated record
CGAGACAGGAAGAAAAGAACAUUUGAUCCAAUAUUGUCUUAAGUUUUUGUAAUAAUCUUGUUUUCUUUUUCUCCUCCUCUUCUUUUAAAUACUGCAAAUUUUUAAUAUACCUCACUGCUUUAGUUUAUUCUUUCUCUUUCCUCUUUCCUUUUCUCUCUCUCUCUAGUCUCUCUUUCUUUGUGUUUGGUGCUAUCAAGGGUUCUUUGAUUUCAAUCAAACAAAUUCUGGGUCGUUGAUCUUUUUGAUUCAUCAUCAUUACACAGCUUAAUUUGGUUCUCUUCUAGUUUUACUUGAUUCCCAGUUUGAGAUUUGCAUCUAAUUCUCUUUUUUUCCCUACAGCUUUGUUUUAUGCUUCAAACCCUAUUUUUCUUCUUGUUGAAUUUCUCUCUCUGAUCUCAAACUUUGAUUCCCAGUUUAUGUGAUUGUGUUCUUCUUUGUUUGUUGAAUUCGAUUUUCGUAACGCUGGCGAAUCCUUGGUGGGCUAAUCAGGUAAGUCUGCCGGGCAUGGAGCCGGCAGGCAACUCACCAGCCUUGAGCAAACGUGACCUCGAAAUCUCCAUGAACGACGCAAGCAAAAAUAGAGGAGGUGAUGAUGAAGAUAGAGACACCGGCGACGAGCCUAGAGAAGGAGCGGUCGAGAUCGGUAAUCGAAGACCUCGAGGCCGUCCUCCGGGCUCCAAAAACAAGCCUAAACCGCCUAUUUUCGUGACCAGGGACAGCCCCAAUGCGCUCCGUAGUCAUGUCAUGGAAGUGGCGAGCGGUACCGAUGUAGCCGAAAGCAUAGCACAAUUUGCUCGGAGACGACAACGCGGGGUUUGCGUGCUUAGCGGCAGCGGAUCGGUUGCAAACGUUACCCUAAGACAACCGGAAGCACCCAGCUCGGUGGUUGCUCUUCAUGGAAGGUUUGAAAUUUUGUCUCUAACCGGGGCCUUUCUCCCCGGACCGGCUCCUCCCGGCUCGACGGGGCUCACCGUAUACCUAGCUGGCGGUCAAGGACAAGUCGUUGGAGGAAGCGUUGUAGGUUCACUUAUCGCAGCCGGUCCGGUUAUGGUCAUCGCAGCUACGUUUUCCAACGCAACCUACGAAAGAUUGCCGUUAGAAGACGAGGAAGAAGUCGUCGGCGCCGGUCAGGGAGGACAGAUCCAAGGCGGCGGAGGAACCGAUUCACCGCCAGCAAUAGGAAGUAGCGGCGGCCCACACACGGGCAUGCCGGAUCCAUCUUCACUUCCAAUAUACAACUUGCCCCCUAACCUACUCCCCAAUGGAGGGCAACUAGGGCAUGAACCCUAUGCUUGGGCGCAUGGGAGACCACCUUACUAGUAAAUUGGAAGUACCAUCUUCCAUAUACACCAGAGAGCGAGGCUUAAUUUAGGGUUUAAAACAAAUUUGUUUAAUUUUUAUCUAAAAUUUC